AUUCCUAGAUGAAAUUUCAAAAUGGAUGUACGUGUUAUUGUUCAGCUGGCGGAGAUUAUGUGUCAGGGAGUGAGAUCUCAUCAGGAUGAUUGUCGCACGUCGAACUCUACUUGCUGUUACAAUUAUUAUUUCGAUAAAGGAACUGGCAGGUGUGUAGAAUGUGCGCUGGGCAGCUUUGGGUCGAAUUGUAAAGAAAGCUGUGUUAGUGGAUACUACGGUUAUCUGUGCAAAAUAAAAUGCGAAUGUGAAGCUCAUCAUUGUGACCCGGUUACUGGGUGCACAGAAUAUGUUCAUGAGUACAACACUGGUGAAACAAUGUCUCCCAACAAUUCAACGGUGGAGAUCAUCACACAGGAAGAAGGGCCGAUAGACAAUGCACAUGUUAGAGAGGGCGUUCAUGAAGACAAACAUUCAGAUCAUCACAACACCAAUCAAUGGAUGCCAGUUAGCUUCCUUCUGAUUGGUUCUCUAGCUACAAUGUCCAUCGUUGGAAUUCUGAUAUAUCUUCGGACAACAAGACGGUGUAAAAUUGGUUCCAGAUACCCCGAACUAGAUGGUAUUAACGUCGAACAAGAAGUUGAUGAUGAAAACCCCGCCGAUACGACUCUAGCUGAGGAGGAGCAGACGGACGACUACGCUGAAAUUCGAUACUCACAAUUUAAUGAUUGUAGCACUACAUUAAGAAAAUUUAAUAAUUCCACAUGUACAGGAGGCGAAAUCGGGGCUUGUGGAAUCGGAAAUCGAACAAUACAGAACGUAUACGAUAGAUAUGAUAACGGUUGUGAGUAUAGCCGUCUCCAGCUCGGGAAAAAGCAAAGUAGAAUUAUCAGUCAGGACGGAACACAGAAACUGGGGGACAUAAACCAAGACGAGGAAGUGUAUGUGUCAUUAAAACCAUCAGACAUAACGAAUUCUCCCUUCACAAAAGCUAACACUUUACCUCGGAAUUCUCGUAUCAACAUUGAUGAAAAUGAAAAAAACACAGAAUUUUCUCAUGAUAUCAUUCGCAGUACUUCAGAAAGCAAACUGAUUGAUUUUCAGAAAGAUUCCCUGAAACCUGUAACACGUAUGGAAGUUUCUAUGACAAGAGAAAUACAAAGAGAAGAUACAAUGGUUGACUUUGAAGGCAGACCAUAUAGUCUUGUUAAGUUCUUGGAUAUUGCAGAAUAGUUUGUACACCUGAUGUUGACCAUAAGCAGACUAGAAUUGAAUUUACAUGACUUUAUCGAUACUUUGACACCAUACCGCGGAAUUGCAAAUUCCAAUAACAGUUUGAACUGAUAACAAUAUUAAAUGCAAAGGUCGUGGAAAUCUACUGAACAAGACGUUUCUUUCGCAUCCAGAGUCUGGAGUUCGAUUCGCGAAACAAAGACGUUUAGCAUUAAUAGUAGGUUUUCCUUUUUCCGGUAUAAGAAACAAAGACGUUUAGCAUCAGUAGUAGGUUUUCCUCCGCCCGGUACUAGAAACGAAGGCUACUGUUUUUCAGUUAUAGUAUUCACAUCACAGGUCCUGUGUCGUAUCGGGUGUUGGCGCAGUAAGAACUCUCAAAAAUACGUAUCAUCAUGUCUAGGUCAAAAUAUCUUAUAUGUUGCUUUUAACCUAAUUCUAGAAAUACAAUGAUUGUGAACGAAUUUGGUCUAUACAUGUAAAAUACAUCACUCAAUAAUUUCAUUUUGCAUUUGUAACUAUGAUAUUCUUGUUCUCGAUAACACUGCGUCAUUAAUAAAAACAAUUUUUCUCGUUA
Molecule: messenger RNA, 1744 nt
Organism: Ostrea edulis (European flat oyster)
Lineage: Eukaryota; Metazoa; Mollusca; Bivalvia; Ostreida; Ostreidae
Exons: 6
Coding region: 22-1170 (382 amino acids)
Molecular function (GO): scavenger receptor activity
Source: RefSeq, a predicted model, not a curated record